Messenger RNA from Ectocarpus sp. CCAP 1310/34, 1383 nucleotides. The record is from the annotation of a GenBank genome assembly. Lineage: Eukaryota; Phaeophyceae; Ectocarpales; Ectocarpaceae.
AUGGCAGCGCUCGUGUUGACAACAACGGAUCUGCCAGGCAUGGCAGUGCUGCGUUUCAUACAACAGUGGUUUCGGCAAUCACUUUUCGACGGAGGCGCUCCCGCGGGUACACUGCCUGCAGGGGAGAACAACCCCAAGAGAUGCCCCUACGGCCUGUACGCGGAGCAAAUAUCGGGCACAGCCUUCACGGCGCCUCGCGCGAGAAACAGGAGAACACGGUGCUACAGGAUCCGCCCCUCCGUUUUACACCGACCUUUCCAGUCCGUCGCUGCGGACCCUUUCGAGAAUGAUUUCAAAUCCAUGAACAACGACCCGUCGCAGAUGCGUUGGUUACCACUCCCCAUUCCUUCGAGACAACAAGAUAUAUAUGCGGGUGGACUUCAUCGAGGGCAUUCAACAAUGAGCGGGGUGGGUGACCCGGCGGCAAAGGGCGGGCUUGGGAUCUACCUUUUCGCGAUGAACUCGGACAUGGGCGACAAAGUAGAUGGGUAUCCUGCUGGUAGUCCCAGUGCAAUUCUGGUGAUCCCCCGCGGUGUGAAAUUUAGCGUGGAUCGCGGGAUCGGCGAGUUGGGCGCACGCGGCUACGUGCUGGAGACUUUCGAAGGGCACUUCCUGUUGCCUGAACUGGGACCCAUCGGCUCCAAUGGGUUGGCCAACCCACGCGACUUUGAAUCACCGUUUGGCGGGAAACUCUUCUCUUCUGCCGUGGACCACUCCCCGUUCGGCGUGGUGGCCUUGCACGGCAACAUGACGCCUUACAAGUACGACCUGCGGAAGUUCAUCUGCAUCAACUCCGUUUCAAAGGACCACCCGGACCCGUCCAUCUACACCGUUCUGACGUGCCCGUCCGCGGCAACCCCCGGCGUGGCCGUCGUCGACUUCGUCGUGUUCCCGCCACGCUGGAUGGUGGCGGAAGGCACCUUUCGGCCACCGUGGUAUCACCGGAACACCAUGGCGGAGUUCAUGGGCAUGGUAUGGGAAAAGUAUGACGCGAAAGAAGGUUUCUUACCGGGGGGCUCUAGCCUUCAUCCUUACAUGAGCGCGCAUGGACCUGACGCCGCAACUUUUGUUGGGGCCUCGGACGAAAAGCUGCUUGUGAAUCGCCUGACUGAAUGGAGCAGGCCUCUUCCUGUGAAGUUUGACAAGGGACUCGCGUUUAUGUUCGAGACGAAUUCCCAACCGAAGUUGACAGUGUCCGCGACCGAGGGGAAACACCGCGACCGGGGAUACCUCGAAUGCUGGCGUCACUUGCCCAAGAACUUCACCCCAUAUGCCCCAGAGAAACCGUUCAUGGCUUUCGAGGUCGGGGAAUGUACAGUAGGGCUAAAGUUGUCAUCAAUUUUGGAUUUUCUUUUUCUUCGCGAGGGAGGGUGCCAAGAAUAG